Messenger RNA from Diachasmimorpha longicaudata, 1865 nucleotides. Its product is annotated as E3 ubiquitin-protein ligase TRIM45. Bases 818 to 1855 code for a protein of 345 amino acids. NCBI's taxonomy places the organism in Eukaryota, Metazoa, Arthropoda, Insecta, Hymenoptera, Braconidae. Gene Ontology annotation, molecular function: zinc ion binding. The transcript has 10 exons. The record is from RefSeq and is a predicted model, not a curated record.
AUAACGAUUCGUAUCUCGACUCGAGAAAUACAAUUGCCGGCAGCUAGUGAGGUCUCUGGUGGGGGUAGCUAUGAAGAUAUAGCAGGACCUUUGACAAUUCGUCUUUAAUGUGGCCCAUCACUGGGAUUAGAAGAGGUUAUGGUGGAGGUCAGCGCCAAAUUUUUAUUACUUUUUUGUACAGCCGAUGUUACAGUAGAUCUACUCUUAAAUCGGUAUUUUACCGACUGCAUACGCUCCUUCGGAACAUUUUCAUUUUCAGAAAAGUGGAUAAAGACAUUCAAAGAAAUUUGAAAUCAGGUCAGACGACGGGUGAAAGUAAAGGCUAAAUCUAGAGCCAGUUCAGUUCGAGGAAUGCGUGAUUGGAUAUGUUGGAAUGAAUUGGGAAUUGGAAAGUGAAUCCUUCAACAAAUCCAAGAAGUAAUAUUAAAAAUGAGCUUAAUGGACCCAGCAUUUUCAGAAUUAUUAAAUUUUCGCUGGAAAAGGAUUAUGUGGACAGCUGACAAAUUUCAAGCAAUCUAGUUCAGUUUAGCAGUGGCUGUGAAUCGCGGAAGCUCUCAAAGGGGCUUUUAACGUCAAACUUACCCUGGCAUACGUCAAAUUAACGAAAUCAUUGCGGGGGAAUGAUGAGACUAAUCUCUCUGAUGACUUCUUAUGGUCUCAUUGUCCCACCUGCAGGGAGAGGAUGGAUGAGCCACGUCUACUGGACUGUCUUCAUCCCAUUUGCACCAGCUGUGUCGAGGCACUUCGCAAUGGAGAAAAAUCAAUUUGAUCACGUGACCCCACUGGAAGACUCCCCUUAAUACAAGAAAGACAACGAAUGGGGGAUGCAGAUUGGCCAGGGGAGGAGAGUGCAAAGGGCUGCAUCAUAUGUGAACAUCCUCUACCGGGGGUUUUGUCACCAAUGCCACCCCCUCACUACCCUCUUCAGCAUCGCUUGCUGAUGAAUGCUGUCGGGAGAAGGAGAAUCCAGUGCUUCUGUGACACCUGUCGUGGUGACGUUGAGGCUAAUCUCCACUGUUCCACGUGUUUGCGGAAUUUUUGCGACCUCUGUGCCCAGGGACACCGUCAAGUUUAUCAUUCUGAGAAUAGAUCUCACGAUAUCAUUCCUCUCUGGCAAGCGAGAAGGUUCAGGAGGACAACAGUCUGUCUUGAGCACCCUGGAUACCCUCUCAGAUUUUUCUGCAUCGCUUGUCAACAGGUCACCUGCAGUGAGUGCAUGUGGCGUGGAAGACAUCGGGGUCACGCCAGUGAAGGCCACCGGGAGUCUGCCAAAUCAGCUGCGACCCUCUUGUUAAAUAGUUUGAAAAGUGCUCGAGUCCUCCUGGACAAGCUUCUCCUGAGAUACUCAUCAAAAUCUUUCACGAAUUAUUCCCCCAGAUUUUCAUCCCUCACAGCCUCAAGAAUCGAUCAAGAAUAUUUCUACGCUAAACAAGCCCGAGCGAGAGUCGAAGAAUUCCUACGUCUACGAAAGGCCCGAAAUUUAUUGGAUGCAAUAUCUCUUACCGAGCAAUUACUCGCUGAAGGCUCGGAUGCAGAAAUCCUCAGUCUCAGCAGAAUUAUUCUGAAGAGAUUUCACAAAUUAGGGGUGAAUAUUCGACCUAAAAGCGUUAUGAACGAACACAUGCAGCAUAAUUUCACACACAUGGGGAUCUUUCAUUGCUGUACAUUUUGCUCCAGUGGUGGAAGGAAGGAGGCGACGUGUGCCUGUCAGGGAACAAUGCCUGGAGGAUACGCAGGCUGUGGACACGGACAUCACGGCCACCCUGGGGCCGCCCAUUGGUCCUGUUGCGGAACAACAACUCGUCACAGUGUCUGUCCCCAAUGGCAUCCUCCUUCCUAUCGAAUUAACCUCUAAAAGCUCUGAA